Cyprinodon variegatus (sheepshead minnow) is the source of this 7713-nucleotide messenger RNA. RefSeq names its product stabilin 2 (gene stab2). Bases 41 to 7513 code for a protein of 2490 amino acids. Gene Ontology annotation, molecular function: hyaluronic acid binding; calcium ion binding. Gene Ontology annotation, biological process: cell adhesion. Lineage: Eukaryota; Metazoa; Chordata; Actinopteri; Cyprinodontiformes; Cyprinodontidae. The transcript has 67 exons. The record is from RefSeq and is a predicted model, not a curated record.
GGAGGUCCGACUGCAUUUACAGCUGCUGCUGGCUUCUCUGAUGGUGGCGUCAGCCGCAUCACAGCAGAGGUUCUGCUCAAACACAACGCUGCUGAAGACCCAGAUGGCCUGUCAUUCCUGCAGCAUCUCCAAGUUGUUUUCCUGUCCAUCAGGAUUCAGAAGGACUCCAGGACUCCUGAUCCUCGGCUGCAAGUACCACAUGAAGACCAGCAGCGGUACGGAUUUGACAAUCAGCGGCUGCUCCUUCGAAUGCGAAAAGGAGGUGCAGGUCAAGAGGUGUUGCCCGGGUUUCUGGGGUCCGGACUGUAUGGAGUGUCCUGAUCGGGCUGACAGACCCUGCAGCAGCAGAGGGGUCUGCUCCGAUGGGUUAGGAGGGAACGGCACCUGCAGCUGCCAGGUUGGUUUUGCAGGGACGGCCUGUGAGGACUGUGAACCUGGACGUUACGGACCCACCUGCAGCUCAGAAUGCAAAUGUGUCCAUGGCCUCUGUUCUUCUGGACUGAAAGGUGACGGCCGCUGCACCUGCUUCUCUGGGUACAAAGGUCCCAGUUGUGACCAGGAGUUACCAGAAUGUGCAGCCCUUGGCUGCCAGCAGAACUCUCGCUGUAUGGAGGAAGCUCUGUCAGGGAGACUGGUGUGCCAAUGUUUGCCCGGCUUUGAAAAAUCCGGAGCUCAGUGUUUAUCCAAAAACCCAUGCCUCCAGCGGGUCUGCCAUGCUCAGGCUUCCUGCCUCCAUACUGGACCGAACCAGCACCUCUGUGCCUGCAACAAAGGCUACACCGGUGAUGGACGGAUCUGCAUGCCAGUCAACCCGUGUCAGACCAAAAACGGAGGAUGCUCCCCAGAGUCUGCCAACUGUGUCUAUGAUGGACCGGGACAGUCUCACUGCGAGUGUCUACAAGGCUUUAAAAAGCUGGCAGAUGGCAGCUGCAACCUGAAGGACAUCUGCAAACCCAACUCCUGCCACCAGAACGCCAACUGCACCACAGUGGGACCGGAUCAAGUCGAGUGCACUUGUCUCCAAGGAUACAUUGGGAAUGGUAAGGUGUGUUUUGGGAACAUCAUGGAGCGUCUGAGGGAGCUGAACACGCAGCCUGGGGAGGAGUUGAGCGGACAGCUCAGCAAUGCCAUCUCUCUGUUUGAUUCUUUCUCGUGGCCUCUGCAGAAUUUGGGCCCUUUUACAGUAUUUGUUCCCAUCAAUACAGGCUUCAGAGGGGUUAACAUAAGGUCUCUGACUACAGACUCAUCUAGAGUCAAUUACCUGAUUAAAAUGCACCUGAUUGCUGGUUUAAUGCCGUCCUCCACUAUGAAGAAAACCCAUGUCUUCUACACGCUGUCAGGAAAAUCAGGAGAGACGCAGACAUCACCUAUGGAUGAUGAUCUGAGGAUCCGAAUCUACGGCAGCAGAAGAAGAAGUAUUCUCCUCCACUCUGACCUCGCUGCCUCCAAUGGAAUCAUCCAUAUCAUAAGUAAACUGAUGGACAGCGUCCCACCCACCGUGCAGAGCAAACCAGACGAGAAUCUCAAGAAGAUCAUCUCUGACUAUGGAAAAUUUGAGACCUUCAAAUCCCUCCUGGAGAAGACCGACCUUGCGUCUGUGAUGGACCUUCCUGGACCCAUCACGGUCUUCUCUCCCACCACUUCAGCAUUUGAGGCAAUGAAGGAGGGAUACCUGCAGUUCCUCCGCAGUCCAGAAGGUCACACCAAGCUGAAGGAGUUCCUCAGGAACCACAUCAUCCCAUCCGCCUCGCUGGAGGUCUAUAACAUAGUGUCAAGCCCCACAUUUGUGACGAUGGCCAAUCAGGUCCUGGUCGUCAAUGUAACAGAAAAAGGACAGAUUCUGGUGAAUGGAGCGGCCGUUGUGGAGGCGGCCGUGGAAGCUAGAAAUGGACGGCUGUAUGUGAUGGACAGGGUUCUGACUCCACCCUCCAUCGAACCUUUGCUGCCCCACAGGUGUGACAUUACAGAGAACAACACUGUCAAGACUCCAGCUUGCUGUAAAGGUUUCUAUGGUCCAGACUGCAGUCCCUGUCCUGGUGGCUUUCAGACCCCCUGCUCAGGACGUGGCCAGUGCAUGGAGGGCAUUGGAGGAAAUGGGACGUGUAUCUGUAAACCAAACUUCAGUGGCUCUCGCUGUCAGUAUUGCUCAUCCUCCAACAAACACGGUCCAAACUGCGACAGAACCUGUCCCUGCAUCCACGGACAGUGCAACAACCGUCCAGAGUCAGACGGACGAUGCCACAGAGACUCGUGUCUUCAGGGUUUCACCGGUUGGUUCUGUGAGCGACGGACUUCUCUCUGUGGAAGCCUGUCACUGUUCUGCCACGCGCAAGCCGACUGCGACUUCAGUAAUGGAUCCCCCAGGUGUGUCUGUAAACCUGGUUUCCAAGGCGACGGCAUCACCUGUGUGGAGUCUGACCCCUGUGCUCCACCUCUCAGAGGUGGCUGCAGUAUAAAUGCUAAAUGUAUAAGGACAGGCCCAGGUACUCACACCUGUCGGUGUCUGACCGGCUGGACAGCGGAUGGAGACGAGUGUCGACCAAUAAACAACUGUGAUGGUCCUGACAGAGGAGGCUGCCACACCAAUGCCUCCUGCAUCUAUGUCGGACCUGGACAGAGCGACUGCGCCUGUAGGAGCGGCUACCAUGGGGACGGACACAUAUGUGAGCCCAUCAACCAGUGUGUGACGGCCGGAGGAGGCUGUCACUUCAGGGCUCGCUGUCUCCUGCUGUACUCUCAGUGGACCUGUGUCUGCGAUGAUGGAUAUGUUGGAAAUGGAUCGCUAUGUUUUGGUAACGUUGAACAGGAGCUGAUGACUCUACGUAAUGCCCCGGACUUCUUCACCUGGACAAGGGACUCCGGCCUUUCUGGAUCUUUGUCAGAUCAGAACCUGACACUUCUGGUUCCGACAUCUGCUGCAGUCGCUAAGAUGUCCUCUGAGGAAAGAAGCUUCUGGACAUCGAAAGGGAACCUGCCGAGCCUAAUCAGAUUUGAUGUGUCCUUCAGAAACCACAUUGUUCCAGGCAUCUUUUCCUUAUCCACACUAAGAAAGACCUCCUCACUGACUUCCCUUCUGUCAACAACUCUUCCUGUUUCAACAAGCCAGGAGAUCACAUCUGUUGGAGGAGCAUCCAUCGUUACCUCCGACGGACCCGCCACCAAUGGAGUGAUCCACCUUAUUGAUAAGGUUCUGCUUCCUGAGAGAAGUGAAGGUCUGCUGGCAGUGCUCGCUUUGAGGCCGGAGUUCUCCCUCUUCAGAUCUUAUCUUAUUGAUUACAACCUGACCCAGGAGAUUGAGCAGGCUGAUGAGUUCACCGUGUUUGCUCCUACAGACACUGCCAUCAAACAGUACCUCCAGCGAAUGGCAGCAUCUGCCUUGGAUGUCAACACAACCCGGUACCAUGUGGUCCUGGCAGAGCGCCUGUUGAAGACGGACCUUCAGCCUGGAGGAUACAAGAAGACACUUCUGGGAUUUCCCUUCCAGCUUGGAAUCUACCCCCGGGACGGAAAGCUGUUUGUGAAUGACGCUCAGAUCAACUCCUCCAACCUGUUGUGUGACAAGGGAGUCAUCCAUGGGCUGUCAGAGGUUCUGCUCAUCGAGAGGAACCGCUGCGAUAAACUCACAUAUAAAAAAUUUCAGGGGCCAUGUGGAGAUUGUACUCGAUCCAUAAACCAGAGGUGUCCCAGUGGAACCAUUGCUGAUAAAUCAGUGAGGAUGAGGACAUGCAUCUAUACACAAGAUGUUGAUGGAGAAUCCAAGUUCGCCAUAGGGUGUGAGGCAUCCUGCCUCCGGAAGAAUAUCGAGCCCAGGUGCUGUGACGGCUACUUCGGGCUGCACUGUGAGCCUUGCCCCGGUCCAAAAGGGCAGGCCUGCUUUGGUAAUGGCCUGUGUCUAGAUGGGGUCAAUGGCACUGGAAUCUGCCGCUGCAACCAAGAUUUCAACGGGACAGCCUGUGAAACCUGCCAGAGCGGGAGAUAUGGCGUUCACUGUGACCAGGAUUGUCGGUGUAAGAACGGACGCUGUAACGAGGGGCUGAUCGGGGACGGGACCUGUGAGUGUGACGUCGGCUGGAGGGGUGUUCACUGUGAUGAAAAGAUUGAAUCCAAAGCUGAUGAACUGUGUGGUUUGGUGAAAUGUCACAGCAGUGCAAACUGUGUGGUUCACUCAUCUGGAUCUCAGUGUCUCUGUGCUGCUGGAUUUGAAGGAAACGGAACAUUCUGUAAAGCUGUAGACGCGUGUCUGGUGAAUAACGGCGGCUGCAGUCCGUAUGCGGUUUGUAAAAAGACCCGACCCGGCCGCAGAGACUGCGUCUGUCAGAGUGGCUACACUGGAGAUGGGUUUGUUUGUGUGGAGAUAAAUCCAUGUUUGGAGGGAAACGGGGGUUGCCAUGAGAACGCAGACUGUAUCCACGUUGGACCAAACAAAACCUCCUGCGCCUGCAGGGAAGGCUACUCAGGCGAUGGGCAGAGCUGCAGCAUGGUCAACUUGUGUAAAAAGAAAAAUGGUGGCUGUCAUAUGUUUGCCAUCUGCAACAUGACGGGCCCCGGCAAUCGAUCCUGCACAUGCUCAAAAAACUUUAUCGGAGAUGGCUUCAAGUGCAAAACCAUCGUGGAGAAGGAACUGAGGUAUAGGGGGUCCACUGACUUUUACUUCACCCACCUUUCAGUGGACGUUAACCUAAGAGGUCGAGGUCCAUUCACCGUAUUUGCUGUAACUACUCGGAACAAGAAAUCCAACCUCACGUUGACAAUUCUGGACAAAUACAGAGAAAACUUAGCCAACCUCUUGCGAAACCACAUCGUCAUGUGUCAAACUCUGCUCCCCGAAGACCUGAAAAAACCGAGAAACCUGACCUCUCUGUCUGGUCUCAUCCUCACCAUCGGAUCCAACCAGGGAAAAAUCACAGUCAACCAGGCCAACGUGACGGGCAGCGAUGACAUCAGUGUUAAUGGCAUCAUCCAUGAUAUCGACACCACGCUGUUUCCUCCGAACGUUGAUAUGAACAAAUUCAUGCUCAUGCCUGAUCCAACAAAGAGAAAUCUCUCAGAGGUGGCUAAGCAGCAUGGUUAUAACAGCUUCUACAAACUGCUACAGGAUACAGGUGUGAUGGACCUCAUAAAUGAUGUGAUAUACCAGCCGGUCACGCUUUUCCUCCCUUCUGAUGAUGUCAUGGCAUCUCUGCCACAACAGCAGAAGGACUUCCUGUUCCACCAGCAUAAUCGUCCGCAGCUGCUUGAGUAUCUGAAGUACCACAUCAUUAUAAGCCAGAAGAUUUAUGCAGAAGGGUUGAUCUACCUGGACUCUGGUCGAACUCUGCAGGGUUCAUCUCUCUCUUUCUCCUGCGGUGGUUCUGAGAGAAUUGGAGAAAUCUACAUUAAUGGCGGUUCCUGUCGGAUCACCGAGAGGCAUCUUGUCUUCAAAUCUGGGAUCGCCUAUGGAAUAGACUGCCUGCUGAUCCCACCCAGCCUGGGGGGACGCUGUGAUGAACAGACUGUGCUGGACCUAAAGAUGGGCUGUGUUACAUGCUCUAGGUCUGGUGCCAGAUGUCCUAAAGGAACCAUAGAAAAGGAGAUCCAGAAGUGUGACCUUCCAAACCUAAUGAUCAGUAGAAACUCUGGCUGUCGGCCCAUCUGUACCGUCAACUUCUGGCAUCCAAAGUGUUGUCCUGGUUUCUAUGGACGAGACUGCCUUGAAUGUCCAGGAGGAGUCCACUCCCUCUGCAGUAAACGAGGGAAAUGCGAUGACGGCCACCUUGGGAACGGUACCUGUACCUGCGAGGCUGGUUUUAAGGGGACGGCCUGUGAGUUGUGCUCAGAUGGGUUUUAUGGGCCCAACUGCAAAGCCUGUAACUGCUCGGUCCACGGGUCAUGUGACGAUGGAAUCCAUGGGACAGGUCUGUGUUUCUGUGAGGAAGGGUGGACGGGAGAACGAUGCGAUGUUCAGACAGAGGUGUUCCAGUGCUCUCCACCCUGCUCUCCAAAGGCCGUCUGUCAGGAAAACAACACCUGUGUCUGCCGACCGUUCCAUGUGGGAGACGGACUCACCUGCAAAUUGGUGGACAUCUGUAAGAUCUGGAACGGCGGCUGUGCGAAGGAGGCGAAAUGUUCGCAAAAAGGGGAAAAGGUGAGCUGCACAUGUCUUCAAGGAUACUCUGGAGACGGCUUCACCUGUCUACCUGUGGACCCCUGUGCCAGCGGGGACAACGGCGGCUGCCAUGAACACGCUAUCUGCACAAUGACAGCUCCGGGGAAGAAGAAGUGCACCUGUAAGGACAACUACAUUGGAGAUGGAGUUACCUGUGAGCUCAAACAGCUCCCAAUCAGCCGCUGUCUCCAGGACAACGGACAGUGCCACCCAGAUGCUAAAUGUACCGACCUCCACUUUGAAGAUUCAACGCUUGGUGUGUUUCACUACCGCUCGGCCAGCGGUCAGUACAAACUGAACUACACAGCAGCCCAACAGAGCUGCAGGGCAGAGGGAGGCACCCUGGCUACAUACACUCAGCUCUCCUACGCUCAACAGGGGGGACUGAAUAUGUGCUCUGCCGGCUGGUUGGACCAAGGCCGAGUCGCCUAUCCCACCACCUACCCCAAUUCCAAGUGUGGUUUCGGACACGUGGGCAUCGUGGACUAUGGCACCCGGAAAAACCUGAGUGAGACCUGGGAUGCCUUCUGCUACAGGAUGAAGGGUGUGCAGUGUGAGUGUAAAGCUGGUUACAUUGGAGAUGGCUUCAGCUGCAGAGGAAGCCUGCUGCAGGUCCUCAUGUCUACUCCAUCCUUCUCCAACUUCCUCUUACAUAUCCUGACCCACCAAGCAGAGUCAAGACAUCGGAUUGUGUCGACACUCACUGACCCGAGGGCUCAGUCCACCCUGUUUGUACCAGAUAACAGCGGCCUACCGUUGAACAUGACCCUGUCCAUGCGGGACAUAGAGUUUCACCUGUAUGAGGGUCAGGCGCUUCCUCUGAGCCAACUGAGGAACAACAGUCGGAUCAGGACCAGAGUUGGCAGCCUGACAGUCCUUAGCCAGGCCAACGUUCUCAACUCUUCUCUUCUGGCUUCCUGUUACAUCAACAACCGCUUCGUCAUCGACUCCGACAUCCUUGCUUCAAACGGGAUCAUCCAUGUCCUCCAGGGACCUCUAAAAGCUCCUCCUCGCCAUCAAGAAAUGCAGGUGGCCCACCAGGCCGGGAUGGGAGUGGGAGUGCUUCUUCUGAUCCUCCUGCUGCUUGGUGUAGUCUUUGUUGGAUAUCGUUUCUGCAGCCACAGCAGCAAACCCUUCCAGUUCCACUACUUCAAGGAUGAGGACAACGAAGAAGAACCUGCAGCAGAAACUGCUAACUACAGCCGCAGCGUCUGUAACCCUGUUUAUGAAGCUAGUUCGGAACCAGCCCCAACUUGGUCCGAUGCAUCUGGUUCUGCAGGGAGUCCACAGGCAUCCGUUAAGGCUGAAGUGGAAGACAGACAUGAGGUGGUAAAUGGAGGAUCAUAUGACCUGCUGCAGGACGGCUGAGCCUGGGACCCCUCUACUGGAUCAGAACCACCGAGAUCAGCAGCAGAAUAAUUCCAAAAAUGGUUUAACCUGAAGAAUGGAGUCAUUUCUGCAGAGUGGAGCCACCGGAGCGUGUUUAGGUGGCAGAACAAACUGAUGGCCAGAUGUUAAAGUUCUAAGUGUUUGUGGUUGUGUUUGAGUUCUGGGAAUAAAAUAGCUGA